AUGAGGAGGAUGCUAAAUUCAAGGAGUUAUGGGCCAUAUGAGGAGGAUGCUGAAUUCAAGGAGUUAUGGGCCAAGUGUAGUAAAGGGCAGCCUAAUGGUGAUUUUCAUAUUCGAGACGACUACCUUUUUAGAGGGAAUCAGUUGUGCAUCCCUUUUUCUUCCUUGAGAGAAAAGUUGAUCAGAGAUCUUCAUGGUGGUGGACUUGGUAGGGACAAGACAAUUACUGGUUUGGAGAGGUAUUAUUGGCCUCACUUUGGGAGAGAUGUUGGUGCUAUAGUCCAAAGAUGUCAUGCUUGUCAAGUGUCCAAAGGUCAGUCCCAAAAUACUGGUCUUUAUAUGCCUUUGCCUAUUCUUGAUGAUAUUUAG
Messenger RNA from Beta vulgaris subsp. vulgaris (sugar beet), 366 nucleotides. RefSeq lists its product as uncharacterized. Bases 1 to 366 code for a protein of 121 amino acids. The transcript has a single exon. The record is from RefSeq and is a predicted model, not a curated record. NCBI's taxonomy places the organism in Eukaryota, Viridiplantae, Streptophyta, Magnoliopsida, Caryophyllales, Amaranthaceae.